Molecule: messenger RNA, 3834 nt
Organism: Amoebophrya sp. A120
Lineage: Eukaryota; Dinophyceae; Syndiniales; Amoebophryaceae
Source: the annotation of a GenBank genome assembly
CUGCCCGCCGUACGAAAAACAAAUGUCUUUUUUCACAAACUUCAGGGGUGAAAGAAAAUCCUUCUGGUAGGGACUACGGAAGACGAGGACCUCCAUGGCCUCUAUCCCCCUUGAAUACUAACAAGGUAUUAAACCAUCGAUUUUGUUAUCGUCCUAGUCAAUGCAUUGAUAUGCAUGGCUUUGCAGAGUUUUCGUUUUUGUAUUCGUAGAGUCUAAAAAAAUUCCCGUAUAAAAACAAUCAACCCGAGGUACUACAUCUUUAGCUCUAGUAUCAGUAUCAGAGCGGAAGCUUUGCUAGCUCAUUUGUAUGAACCAUUCUUACACAGAGCGUCCAGUCCUCUUUUAAAAAACGGUGCAGUUGCAUCGAGCCCACAAUCAGAACCGGAACCGAAGCUGAAAUAUUUUUAAACAGAGUUAAAGCAGUUUUUCUUUUUUCCAUUAUCGAUCCGCAAAAAGAACUUGUAAUAAAUCGGUAGAACCGGUUGCAGGGUGCUGAAAUUUGACAAAAAUUGACCGAAACAAGAAUAAGGAGAAACAAUGUCUGCCGUCGAGUUUCCGGACAGCGACGGAAACGUCGUGACCUUGACCAAGCCGGCAGGGUCUUAUGCAUUGCAAAAGUACCGCAACCGCACUCGUACUACUGAUCGUAGUCAUAUAUGUGAAAAUCCCUUUGUCAAGGUAAAUCUAAAUCCGCAUGAAUUCUCACGACGCAGAGGAAACUUGUAUUUGCGAAUGCGAUUUAAGUAUAUUAGUGUUAGUGCGACUGCGAUGCCUUUGCACAGGAUAGGUCUGACUCCGUGACCAUCUUUACAUUUGGUAACUCGGCGCACUACUUGGUGGAGGACUACACACAGCCGAUUACCUACAACCACCUGACCAAUGUGUUGUUCGACGGGGUAAGGGAGCUUACGAGAGUGCACAACACAAGAACUCCCCCUGCUGCCCCUCAUUUGUCAUGCAAAGACAAAAAGCCACAGGCUGUUCCUGUUGCUGUCUCGUUGAGCACGACUUUUUGCAUGAGAAGUUCCACAAGAACACACCAAGCUGAAAACAGCACUGCAGUCCAUCAUGUCGUUUAAGUUUCUACAUACAGUAGCUAGAAGCUUCACUUCUGCUGUCUCCUUUUGUGUAGUUGCUGCUCAACAUCAGCAUGCAUUUUGAAAAAUGCGGGCCGACGCGGAGUUUUCAGUUGGGCAUUCUCAUACGCCUGCACUUGGGCGUGGAAACGGAAGAAGACCACGCGGAGCUGUUGAAAGCUCUGCGAGACCUGUUGGCGGGCCAGUUCGAAGAGUACAAUCGGGAUUUGGCCAUUGCGGAGACGAGCGACGGUACUACUUUGUGCCAUACUUUUGAAUAAAUAAAAAAGAUAUGAUGAUGAAAACCCUGCAACUGCGAUCGACAUUGACCCGCAUGAAAAGAACACGUUGUUUCGUUUGGUGCUUCUAGUAGGAUCUAUGAUGAUCUGGUGCAGUGAUCAUGUGCUUCUUUUUACUCGCUGCACUAGAAGUUGAAGUUCAUCUUGCGCCGGAGGACUCGUUGCAACGCUGAUCGAUACACUCAGGGGCUCUUCGUUCCGUGAACUUGUUUUUCUCCUUCAGCUUCCAUUGCCGUUAAUAUGCACUGAAGACGUGCACAAGGACAAGAAUAUAGAAAAAAACAAAGAGCGAACGCAAAAUCCUCUCAGGCGAACUGGUCCUGGUUUCGGACGCCAGCGCUUUUCUGACCGAAGACGAGUUUUCCUUUUGCUCGGAGCACGACAACGAGCCCGAGCCGGCGACGGCGGACGAGUUUUCGAUUUGCGAGGAGGACUCGGACGGGGUGGACUUUCCGUUCAUGCCGGCUGCGAGAUCCUGCUCCUCAGGCGAACAUCAGGAGGAAAAGAACGCUGAGAAAAAGAACGCAGAGGUCGUAGGCUGCCACGUGAAGUGCCCCAGCGGGAACCUACUGAAAACGCCACAGAAGGACGACGAACCGGUAUGCGAAAAGGACACCUACUGCAUUGGUAUAAAAAUACUAGAAAACUAUGCGUUUUUUCGUUGUAUUUCUUUUUCAUCUAUUUGCAUUUUUUCGAUUUUUUCCGAGCGCAGGGCCGCUCCUUAGCUUUUUUUCGUCGUGUUUGGUGCAGCGAUGAAACGCACAAAAUUAAAUAAAUCCUUCACACGACCACCUACUUAGGUGUUCUCCGUGCGGAAGCGCCGAUCGACGUGGAGUUGCUUGUCCAGAAUAACGGCGAGACCGCGUGGCCGGAAGGUACGUACCUGACCUGCGUGAGCGGCAGCGGCUUCGGUGUGCCCGAGAUGCAACUGGACAAGGUGGAAGUCAACGAGCUGGUGUCUCUGAGCUUGAAAUCCCUGCAGAAACAGGAGGCCAGCGAGUCGUACUGGAGCCUGACGGACGGUAUGCGGUUCUUCGGGCCCCUGAUCUACAUGACGCAGAUUUAAGAAUCAUGCAGAGUUGGGCAGUAGAUCAGAUUCUUAUUCUUUGAGACCACGCUCGGCUCCUGGUGGGACUUCACUCGAACUUGGUCAAAACCGUCCUCUUUACUGUAGUUCUGCGAAUACUAAACUUCAGCAUCAUCAUCCUCCAGUACUAAUCUUCACAAACUAACUCAUUCGAUGAAGCGAUUGAGUCACUAAAACUAAUCCGUGAAUAGAUCGUUAUCGUGAAGCUCGCGGAUGUAGUUUUCGAUCGGCCUACAGUGUUAGAUCCUUGUGCAGAUGAUUGAGUCCACGAGAAUGUUGUACCAGCACUUUGCAGCUUCCCCUUCCUAGGUUAUGGAGUUGCAGUAGCGACUUCGUAAGUAGGACAACUGUUGUGUACGAAAAAUGAUACUACUUUUCACGACUAAGUAAGUAGGCAGCCCAGGACCAGGUCUUUAUCCGCCGGGUUUCUUUUGCAGUGAGGCAGGUUACUCGAGGCGGGCCGGUUCCUGCAUCACCGCUGCCUACUUCUUGUCGCUGCAAAACAACUACACAAGUCUUCAACUACAACUUAGUCUUCUCUCCCUACAACUCUGCAAGUUUGGCCCCCGCCUCCACUCAGUUUCGAAAGUACUGUGGUGUGAAUUUGGGCGCGCGAAGCAAAUUACAACGACCCAAAGCAGGUCGAUUUCACGGAGCAGAAUUUUGAAAACCGAGUUGGGAGUUGACGAAAACUACCUGAUAAGGAAGCAAGAAUAGCAGACCACCUUUAAUAUGAUAAAGUGAUGCAUGCUCGAUGUUGUUUGAUCCCUCUUAUUUUCUAGAGCUUGAGCCCUAUCAUUGCUUGUUUCAUCAAGAACAGAGUGUCGGAAGUUAUUAAUUGCAGGUUGAGUUUGUAGAAGUGUUUGAAAGCACUUCGAAAUUCCCUGUGAUUGUGAAAUACACCUACAAGAUGAAGGUAGAAAUCAAUACCCAGCACGCCAAUUUAUCAGCUUCACUCCAAGAACAAGUAGAUAAUACACCUACAAGAAUCUUCUGAUUGUGCCUGAGCCAAGAUGUGAUUAUUCCGAACAAGCAACCGCAACGCGAGCAAUUCAUCCCGGAAAAAUCAUAGGUGGAUCACCUGUGGUCUCAAGAUAGAACACCUCGGCCUCGUUGCGGUCACAUCAACCAGAAGACAAAGUCGAGAAGAAGUGAAGAAACGAAAGGGUAUUUUUUAUCUUAGCGUGGUCAGCACACCCAUGUACAUGACCUAGCUCUGACGAAGGUCGUUCUCGCCCGCGAUUCUUGUUCACGACUCGUACACUAUGAGCCAUCUCUUGCUGUUGAAUACGUUCAAAGAAAAGAAAGCGUCGCAGCUUGUUGCGGCCUGGUUCUGGUGACAGUUUUACAAUUUUUAAUGGGUUUUGCUGAU